CCUUUUGAUUGCCACAAAACAAUAACAAACUCAAGGGUUAAUCGCACCUCAAGCUGUCAUGCGUCACGUCUCAACAAAAACAAACGAAGGAUCAGGAAAAUUGGAAAUCGCUCACUAAAUCGGUCACUAAAUUGCGAUGAAGGAAGAAGGAAAGCCAUCCACGUUCAACGCAACGCAGAAUAUUUACGGAUUCAUCCAGGAUGUUCGGUUGAGACGGACUACGGGCUCGUACAAGCUGACUUCCAAGACGCUCUCGUUGCUGACGGAGCUGGUGGCGAAGGAAAAGUGGAACACAGCGGAGGAUCUGCUGGCUGUGAUACGAUCGCAGGGUGUUAUCCUUUCGCAGGCAUUGCCCCACGACAUCGUCAUCGCCAACACGAUCCGCCGGGUGAUGAAAAUCGUCCGGGAGGAGUACGACUCACCGCGUGUGAUGAACGUGGACGACGCACAGAGCAUCCUGUCGCUGCACAAGCUCGUAACGCAGGGAGCGGAUCCGGAACGGGGUGAUUACUCGAAACCGAUGCCGGGACUGAAGAACGCUCUGCUCGAUCAUCUGUCCGAGAUCGAGACGGAGUUGGAGACGACGGCGGAAAGCAUUUCGAUGCAGGCCGCGGAACACAUCCACUCGGCGGAACUGAUCAUGACGAUCGGGUAUUCGCGUGCGGUGGAAAAGUUCCUCAAGAAAGCGGCCGAAACACGACCGAUCGAGGUGGUGGUGAUCGAGUGUGCACCGGAUUGCCGGGGCCAGCAGCUAGCGGCCAAUUUGGCGCGAGCCAAGAUUCAAACUACGCUCAUCUCGGAUGCUGCCGUUUUUGCGAUCAUGUCCCGUAUCAACAAGGUCAUCAUUGGCACACACUCCGUGCUGGCCAACGGCGGUUUGCAGGCCGUCUGUGGUACGUACAGUUUGGCUCUGUCCGCGAAACACUUCUCGGUGCCGGUGGUAGUGCUGGCCCCAACGUACAAGCUCGCUCCGGUGCAUUUGUGUAAUUACGAGCAGGGCGAUUUCAACAUUCUCGGCAACACGGAAGCGAUCCUGCCUUUCCGCUCGCAAGCGGCCCGCUUUACGAAGGUUUACAAUCCACUCUUCGAUUACGUACCACCGGAACUGGUGACACUGUUCAUCACGAACAACGGAACGAAUGCUCCGUCGUACAUUUACCGUCUGAUCAGCGAAUUGUACCAUCCCGACGACAACCAACUGUGAACGAUACCUGCUCAAAGCUAAAAGUGAGACUUAAAAUUUGAGUGUGUGUAACUGGACCGGAGCUAUGGAAUGUUCCGAAUUAAUAAGAAUAUAUUUGAAGAGUA
Messenger RNA from Anopheles aquasalis, 1308 nucleotides. It is a transcript of the gene eIF2Bbeta, whose product is annotated as eukaryotic translation initiation factor 2B subunit beta. Gene Ontology annotation, molecular function: translation initiation factor activity; guanyl-nucleotide exchange factor activity. NCBI's taxonomy places the organism in Eukaryota, Metazoa, Arthropoda, Insecta, Diptera, Culicidae. Gene Ontology annotation, biological process: translational initiation. Gene Ontology annotation, cellular component: eukaryotic translation initiation factor 2B complex. The record is from RefSeq and is a predicted model, not a curated record.